This is a messenger RNA of Aspergillus nidulans FGSC A4, 7562 nucleotides long. It is a transcript of the gene atrA, whose product is annotated as protein kinase MEC1. The record is from RefSeq and is a predicted model, not a curated record. NCBI's taxonomy places the organism in Eukaryota, Fungi, Ascomycota, Eurotiomycetes, Eurotiales, Aspergillaceae. Bases 80 to 7444 code for a protein of 2454 amino acids. Gene Ontology annotation, molecular function: transferase activity; protein kinase activity; kinase activity. Gene Ontology annotation, biological process: intracellular signal transduction. Gene Ontology annotation, cellular component: nucleus. The transcript is spliced from 26 exons.
GCUAUUGAGGUCGAGCAUGUCAUGAAUACAGAAUCUCCCAUAGACUUCAGAUGACCUGAAGGUUCAUUCUUAUCCUACGAUGGGCAUGAGCGACUGGGCAUCUGUAGAACCAGUCUCGUCAACACUGGCAGCACAACUGGCACCGCGUCUCUCAUCCCAGGGAAGCCAGAUUCAUCAUCUAACCAAAGAAGCCUUUGCGCAACUUCGACAAGAACUUUUGGAGGGGAAAUUCAGUCACUUAAGCCUUGAUGACAGUGCUACCGAUGUUAGCAGACUUGUUUGCAUCGUGCUCAAGGCCGGCCUUGAGCCGUGUAUGAACGAUGAAAAGCCGGACGAGGCAGACCUGAACGGGCAAUUGUUGGAUUGUUUGGACAUCAUCAAAACGGCAGUCAGCAAAGCCCCCCACACUCUAACAAAGGUUCCUGAUCCAGAAAUCCUCGGCGAAAAGGCUUGCGCUCCGUUAUACGUUUGGCUGGCUGUCCGACUUCUUCACCUGUCAUCUGUCCGAUGUAAUGAGAUCGUCAAGGAGAAGAUCACUGGCAUCUUCUCGAUCAUAGUUUGUGCUCAAUAUAAACAUACUAGACUAUGGUCUACCUGUCAUGUCAUCCCCACAUUCCUACGGGCUUGCGUAACCGAGGUCAUAUUAAUCCUAGAAAGGCUCUGUGCUUGCGGACGAUGGGACGCCUCCCAAUUCAAGUUGUCAUUUCCACUGCCCGGAGGACCUCUUUCCGUAGGACUAGGCAGAAUCAGCCUCCCCCGGAAUCUGUUCAGGAAAGGAUUUAAGAUUGGAUCAACCGAGAGAGCCUUCAAUUUAAUCCUCGCUCUCCUUGAAUCGUUUGUGGUCCCGGAAAGCAGCCCUACAUCUGUUCCUGAUAAGGCUUCAAUCGUCCGCCAGAACCUUGCUUGGAUCCUGAACGGCUAUGAACGGCUAUGGAACGUUCUUUCGAGUUGGCUCCGGUCGCCCAGCUUAGAUAACCUCAAGUCCAAAGUCGAACUCUGCUCGCACUUCCUGACGUCGAUACGGCCGUACUGCUUCUAUGGAUCAUCAUUUGCAACGGAAAUAGCAUAUGAUGUUCCUCGAAUGCUAGGUGACAUACUGUCCUUAAACUAUCUGGACCAUUAUCCCUCCCUUCAGUUGAAUACGAGUCAGUUCAUUGACGAUUUGUGCCUUCCUGAUAAUUGUACGGAGGGCCGAGUCAAAUGCCUUAGGGGUCUUUUGUCACCCUUAAGCGAUACUUUGAAGAAAGCCACUUUCGAAUCUCUUGAACCACAUCUUCAGGCUGCAGUUCGCAACGCUUUCACUAAGGCAAUGCGUGUGGUUUCAACGGUCGAGUCCGCCACACUUUUGACCAACCAUGCCGUUGGAACAAUGCCCGAUUCUCUCUCUUGCAGCCAAGGGCUGUUGGCGAUAAACCAGGAGGUCGAAGGUGAUGAAUUUAUGCGAGCAUCCAAGCGCUAUUGUCGCCCUCAGCCAAGGAAUGGGCAAGACGGCUCAAACACCACUCAGCAGCUCAUCUCAAAAUCACUUAAGAUUCUGCGUUUCGAAGGCUCUCCGGACUUGCAAACUCUUAAGCUUGCAGUUAUCAAGUCAUUCCCUACCAUUUCUGAUCAAAAUAAAUGCGAAGUUCUGGAUAACCUAAGCCGUUUACCUUGUGCAUUUGGAGGUAGCUCAACGACAACCGUCCAGGGUGACCUUCUGCGCAAGCAACUUUGCCGUAUGUGUGACGAGGAAUGUCAGGACAGCGACCUGUUUAAAGGGCAAACCGAUGAGAGCGAUGAAUUAUGUCUAAUACUGACAUUCGUUGUUCCCAAAAUUUCGCGUUCCUCGAAUAUCAGAGUGAUUACUAUGGCUACUAUGAAGCGAAUCUUGAUGCACACCUUGAGCUCGACGCAUCUGCAGCUCUCGAACUCUAUUUUUGGUGACUUUAUACUCAAUUCCCUUCGAAGUUCUUUGCGGGAACUUCGGGUAUUGGCAGGACAGUCGAUUGUCUGUUUUGUACGCCAUUGUUUAGAUCAUGAAACCAGGCGCAGGAAUUUCGUUGUCAUCCUAAACUGGUUGAAAAAUCUAACGGAGGAACAAGAGACGGCACUUCAUGAGACUUGCAUUAUGAGCUUGUGUCGGCUAGCACGGUUUUCAAACGAUGAAGAGAUGAAUAUAAUCCUUCUCCGCCUCGUAGAGUAUCUCGGACACCCGAACCCAUUCCUCUGCGGCGUGGCGUACACCGAAAUAUCGAAGCUUGCACAACAUCUUGUCAUGUCGCCGGCUGGGUUAUUUCGUCCUUUCUGGAGGACACUCUCCGUGACCGUCGUCAAGAAUCUACAAUCCCGUCCGUAUAUGGCGGAGCAAUUAUGCGACCUGCUUGGGAUGACAGUUGAUGAUUUUCUGAGACUAACAGAAGUCUAUGUCUUGCCCCACCUGGUACUCUGGCGUAAAAGGGAAGUUAUCGCUCGAAUUGGGUGUACCUAUAAGGACGCCAAAACACCCUUCGAUAUAUGCUCAGAGAAAGACAACCUCGCAGCAAUACUUGCGUUCCUACUAUGCCAACCCUCAUCAGAGCCUCAGAAAAUGAUUAUGUCAACGCUGUCUGCUGUUGACCCUGCUUUCAACGGGCGUACCCUAGCAGAGCUGGUGAGAAUCGAGCCAAUCUUGAUCGCGUGCGACCUUCUAAAAGGCCUUGGUGACAGUGAGGAUGAGAAGGGAGCAAAGUUCCAACAAGCCCUACGCAUUCUAGCCUCUCUCGUGCCACGGAAAUCCGCAUAUGCGUCGAAAAAGUCAAAUUUGGUAGGCCACUUCAUUGAGGAGCAUGUCCUUGGAAUAAUUACCCAAUUUGCGCACGCCAUAAAUGAUUUCCAGAUAAGACAGCCGCUCGUGGAGAAGAAAAGGAACAUCAUGGCUAUCGGCGCGAUGAUCAAAGUUGCGCCCGGGCAUGUCAGUAGUGCUUUGCCUCAGAUAUGUGCUUGCCUGCGGUCGGCAUUAGAGAUCAAAGAACUGUGCAAUAAUGCCUUCCGGGUAUGGGGUGUGUUAGUGAGCUCUCUGCAUAAAGAAGAGGUCGAGCCUCUUCUCGACCAGACACUCGCUAUCGUCAUCAAGCAUUGGGUGACCUUUACUGAGGAUACCAGGAAGUUUGCUUACGAGCUGGUUGAGCAUAUCUUGGAGUCUCACCAGGAACUUCUGCGAGAUAUCUUUGGUAUCAUGCCGUCCUUGGCUUCUAUACCUGUACUCUCUCGGUUCGAGGCUAGUAUUAAUGAGUUGAAAGGGACACUGGAUGUUCGGAGUCAUUUCAUGGCUUUCGCCCGUCGUUGCCUGAGUGAAAAUGCCACUGUCGUUGAGCAGGCCUUGACGGAACUUGUCUCGUACCUUGAGAGACACGAGGAGUUCGUCCACAGAUCUGUUCUCAGCGAGCAGCCAGAUCCAGCUGUCGCACAUUUAGUUAGGUCUCUACUUGACUGCUGCGUGAAGUUCAACAUUACGUCGGAAUCCAUCACCUUGCUUUGCGCUCGCUGUCUCGGCCAUAUCGGCUGCCUAGAUCCAAAUCGGGUUGACACAAUCAAAGAGAAGAAAGGGAUCCUUGUAUUGUCGAAUUUUGAUAAGAUGGAGGAGACAUUCGACUUCGUACUUUUUUUCUUCCAACACGUGUUGGUUGACGCCUUUUUAUCAGCGUCCAAUACCAGGGCUCAAGGUUUCCUAGCAUAUGCCAUGCAGAAUUUACUGAUGUUCUGCAACCUGAACUCCGCCGUUACCCAGCGUUCACGCGGUGUCCAGGCUGACGAGAAAUACCAACGGUGGUUGGAGCUUCCCGAAACCGUCCGCAAUACCCUGACGCCUUUUCUGACCUCAAGAUAUACCGUUACUAUCAAGGCCGCUAGCUCCAAUUGCACCUUUCCAUUGUUCGCCCCGGGAAUGAGCCAUGCAGACUGGCUACGAGCCUUCGUACAAGGCUUGUUGCAAACCGGGAAUGGUGAUAACGCAAAGACCGUAUUUAGCAUUUGCAGUCGUAUCAUCAAAGGCCAGGAUAUAUCGAUAGCGUCAUUCCUCUUUCCGUUCGCGGUUUUGCACCGCGUAGUUGGAGGAACUGAGAAGGAAAAGGAUGAGCUGCAAGGGGAGCUAAUGAACAUUCUCGCGCAUCCUCUCCCAGAAAACAAGAAUGACGUCCACGAAGCGGUCCUCUUAUGCAGCCAGAGUGUCUUCGAGGUGCUAGACUACCUUUCGAGAUGGGUGCAGGGGAAGAAAAAACAGUUGAACAAUCUAAAAAAUCGCGGUUACCACAGGGCCUCCAAGGAAAACGAACGGGAUUUAUUAGUUGAAUCAUACACCGCUCAAGUCAAAGCAGUGGAAUGUCUUCUGAGUUCUAUACCUCCAGAAGUCAUAUCCAAGCGAGCUGUGGAGUGCAAGUCUUUCUCUAGGGCAUUAUUUCAUUGGGAACAGUAUAUUCGUCAGUAUAAGACUCGUCCCAAGACACAACAGUAUACCAGCCUCGAAUCCCUCUACGAACAUCUUCAGGGAAUCUAUAGUCAAAUAGACGAGCCAGACGGCAUUGAGGGUAUCUCGACCCAUCUGCACGUUCUCAACAUUGACCAACAGGUGCUUGAGCACCGGAAGGCAGGAAGAUGGGCCACAGCACAAAGUUGGUAUGAAUUGCAACUUGAAAGGGAACCCGAUAAUCUCGACGCUCAAUGGAACCUCUUCACUUGUUUGAAGGAAUCAGGCCAACAAGAUGCUAUUCUCACGCGUUUCGAGAUUCUCCAAAACACAAGUUCCGUUCCCAGAUUCCUUCCAUUCGCGGUGGAGGCGUCAUGGAUGACAGGGAAAUGGGAGAAGAUGCACAACUAUCUCGAGCUUUGUCCGCAACAGGCUACAGCGGACUUCAACAUAGGCAUUGGCUUGGCUCUAGAUGCUUUUCGUCGGGGCGAACCACAGCAGUUUAGGGAAAUCGUUGAUAAGUUGAGACUGAGUGUCGCUAGGUCCCUCACUGCCAACUCUGUCACUUCGUUACAAUCUUGUCAUGAUAGCAUGCUCAAGUUGCAUGCCUUGACAGAGAUAGAGUCUGUUGUCCUAGCAGGAGGCGCAGAUGGAAGUCAAGGCUCCCGCUCGUGUCUACGUGAUGCUUUGGAUCGUCGGCUAGACGUCCUGGGAGGAUAUAUAUCCGACAAGCAGUAUCUUCUCGGCUUGAGAAGAGCUGCCAUGGAAUUGGCUGGCAGCUUCGCAGAUUCCGAUAUAGCCGCUGCCUGGUUGACAAGCGCUCGGCUGCUGAGAAGGGGCAAUUUCGGCAACCAAGCGUAUCAGUCAAUGCUUAAUGCUGCCCACUUGAAGGACCGCUCCGCCACCAUUGAACAUGCUCGACUGCUCUGGAAAGACGGUCAUCACCGCAAAGCUAUACAGAUCCUAGAGGGAGCGAUAGCCGCAAAUGAAUUUGCCGCUCCUGCAUUGAGCUCCAAUAAUCCAAAUCGUCAAUACGGCUUUUCAAACCAUGAAAAACAACAAAAUCUACUUGCCGCCAGGGCGCAUCUAUUAUUAGCGAAAUGGACCGAUAGAGCAGGACAAACGCAGUCGGACAUUAUAGUGCAAAGAUAUCGCGAGGCAAUUAAGCUCCAUAACAGAUGGGAAAAGGCACAUUAUUAUCUUGGGAAGCAUUACAACAAAAUCUUGGAUUCGGAGAAGUCGAAGCCGCUCGGAAAAGAAGCACAAAUCUACUUGAGUGGUGAGGCGUCAAAACUAGUCGUUGACAAUUACCUUCGGUCAUUGGCACAUGGAAAUAAAUAUGUUUUCCAGUCACUGCCCAAAGUCUUGACCCUCUGGCUGGAACACGCCUCGACCGUCGAACAGCCCUUGGAUCCAAAAAGAGGGGACAACACGGAUUUCCAAGCACAUACUCUAAACCAACGGAGGAAAAGUCUAGAUGACAUGCACUCGCAGUUGAGGAAGUAUGUCAACAGAAUGCCAGUUGCAUUGCUCUUCACAAUCCUCCCCCAAGUCGUCGCGCGAAUAUGCCAUCCAAAUCCCACGGUUUAUAACCUGUUGACCAAGAUCGUGGCGAAGGUAGUGAAUGCCUUUCCUCAGCAAGGACUGUGGACCGUCCUUGCCGUAGCCAAGUCAUCAUCUGCAGACAGAGCAUCGAGAGGACUCACUUGCCUCGACAAGAUCACCGAUAUCAGCAAGAGGUUGAAAACAGAAUCAACCACUGACAUACGUGGAAUGAUAAACCAAGGCCAGAAAUUCUCAGACGAGCUGUUGAAGUUGUGUGUGGCUAAGAUCGAAAACAAAACCUCCCGGAUCAACCUUGCACGGAACCUCAAUUUUAAUCAUAAAGUAGCCCCGUGCCGACUUGUCGUUCCUUUCCAGACUAUGCUCACUCCAACCUUGCCAGCUAGUCAUGACGCCGAGUACCUAAAGGGAUUCAGGGCUUUUCCUCGGGAUCCAACAACCAUUGAAGCCGUCCUCGACGAUGCUCAAAUCCUCAACUCGCUCCAAAAACCUCGCAAAAUUAGCAUUCGAGGGUCGGACGGGAGGAUUUACAAUAUCCUGUGCAAACCGAAAGAUGACCUCCGGAAAGACCAACGCCUGAUGGAGUUCAAUAACAUGAUUAACAGAUUUUUGAAAAAGGAUGUAGAAUCCAGCAAACGACGCAUGUAUAUCAAAACAUAUGCUGUUACGCCGCUGAACGAGGAAUGUGGGCUUAUCGAGUGGGUGGACAAUCUCAGGACUCUGAGAGAUCUGGUCACGAGGGCACUUAAGGAGAGAGGUAUAACGCCGAAUUAUGAUGAAAUACGACAUUAUCUCAAUGAGGCAUGCUCAGACCCUUCUAAAGUCUCAAUAUUUACAGACAAGGUCCUAGCGACCUUUCCCCCAGUAUUGCACGAGUGGUUCGUGGAGAUGUUCCCUGAGACUGGUGCUUGGUUUGCCGCUAGGCUUCGCUAUACUCGGUCAUGUGCUGUAAUGUCCAUGGUUGGAUAUGUCCUAGGCCUAGGAGACCGGCACGGUGAAAACAUACUCUUUGAGGAAGGCACUGGUGGCAUCCUGCAUGUCGACUUCAACUGUCUUUUUGACAAGGGCUUGACGUUCGAUAAGCCAGAGCUGGUGCCAUUUCGCCUCACGCAGAAUAUGAUUGACGCCUUUGGUGCUUACGGGUAUAAUGGUCCAUUCCGAAAAACAUGUGAACUCAGUCUCGAUCUCCUGAGACAGAAUGAAGACGCCCUCAUGACCAUACUGGAAACAUUUUUACACGACCCGACGACUGAUUUUAUUGGCAAAAAGCGACGAACUCAUGCAAAUGUCCCGGAUACUCCUGCUGGCGUCCUCGAAAAUGUUCGUAACAAGCUCCGCGGCCUUCUUCCCGGUGAAUCGGUCCCACUGUCAGUAGAUGGUCAUGUCGAUGAACUGAUCAUCCAAGCGACCGAUGAACGGAAUCUCGCGGCGAUGUACAUUGGUUGGUGUGCUUUCUUUUAGAUUGAGGAAAGAGCACGGGCUUUAAUGCUCCGGGACUGUGACAAGCAAAUUAGAUCGUCUCGAAAGGUACUUCAUCAUAAAUGCAACCAGAACUCACGCUGUAUUUAAAGUCAAUAAA